Tigriopus californicus is the source of this 2590-nucleotide messenger RNA. RefSeq names its product la-related protein 6-like. Gene Ontology annotation, molecular function: mRNA binding. The transcript is spliced from 2 exons. NCBI's taxonomy places the organism in Eukaryota, Metazoa, Arthropoda, Copepoda, Harpacticoida, Harpacticidae. Bases 155 to 2014 code for a protein of 619 amino acids. Gene Ontology annotation, biological process: RNA processing. Gene Ontology annotation, cellular component: nucleus. The record is from RefSeq and is a predicted model, not a curated record.
UUACAGAGCUAUUUAUUCGUGGCAUUACCUCAAAUUUGGAUAUUUGACCGAGAGAAUCCAAAGCUGAAGGCAUUGUGUGUUAAGCUGUGAUAUCCGUUCGAAAUCUUUCACAAGGCCAGUACAAGAAAGUUCCUUUUGAGGCAACGCCAUCAUCAUGGCCUUUUAUCCCAAUUUCCCGGCCAUUUAUGCUUAUCCCAUGCCUUUUGCCAAUCAAGAGUUUUAUGCCAUGUACCCCCCUGGGUCGGCUGUGGAAGGACCCCUCUAUUACGAUCACCCGCAUCAUGCGGGUAGUCCUCAUGGACGAAACUCGGUGACUGGAAACCACCCACCCAGUGUGAAGCAUGGAUACAACAACAGGAAAGAUUCCACGGACUCCGGUAUUUCGGACUAUUCGUCCAUCAGCAGCCGCAAGACGUCUAGUACUUCAACCAUCAGCAAUGCCAGCAUCAUGGAGGAUCAAAGCCACUUGGAUGAUAUAAAGGAGGAGCUCCCUUUCGAGGAACCGGAUGAGGACCUUUGCGAGCAGAUCGCCCGCCAAGUUGAGUUUUACUUCUCAGAUGCCAACAUCACCAAGGACAAGUUCCUGCUCAAGCACGUCAAGCGAAACAAGGAAGGAUUUGUUUCUUUGAAGCUCAUCUCAAGCUUCAAACGUGUGAAACAUUUAACGAAGGAUUGGCGGCAAGUCGCUUUUGCCAUCGAGAAGAAAUCUGACAUCUUGGAAGUCAACGACUUAAAGACCAAGGUUCGUCGUUUGGAUGCCUUGCCCGAGUACGAUGAGACCACGCCCUCUCGAACUGUGGUCGCUUUGGAUUUACCUUUGGAACGCCCAACAAUUGAGGGUGUGGCUGAGAUUUUCUCCGUGUGUGGGGAUAUUGUCCUUAUUCGCAUCCUUCGUCCAGGAAAUCCUGUUCCUGCCGACAUCAAACCUUUCGUCAACAAGCACCCCGAGAUGACUGCCAAGGUGUGCGCACUUGUUGAAUUUGAACGGACGGAGUUUGCCCUGAAGGCUGUCCGUGAAUUGGAUAACGAAGAAGAAGAUAAAAUGAAGGUUAUGGAGUUGACUGCUCCUCCUCCAAAGACCACUAAAAAAGACGACAAGAAGAAGAACUCGAAGGCUAUGCUCCAGCAGCAAUCCUCUUGUGGUCCUUCUCGUCGGUUCAGCCAUGCUGGAUUCAAUUUGCCUCCCCAGCAUGCCAGCCCUGAUCACAUGGUUCUUGGACCACGAAGAAGAAUUUCUCUUUACCACAACAUGAAAUUUUCCGCUUUGAGUGAGGAGCAACACCAAAAGGAGCAACAACUCGGUGGUCUCAAUCCCAAUGCCCCCUCUUUCAACAUGCAACAGCGAAGAAUUUCUCGACCUCCGUUUGUUCAUCCUCACUUGGAAUUGGCGGCUAUGAACCAGGCCAUGCAAGGUGGAGCUCCUAUGUAUCCACAUGGCCCGUGGAUGACUCGAAGAAUUUCUGGUCUUGGACCUGAGAUGGCCGCUUCCGGAUUAGCCAUCCCCCCAAAUGUGCUCCGCUUGCCUAGAGGUCCCGACAAGGGCAAAGGCUUCAACAAGUGGUGCCGCAACCGCAUGGAUGUUAACCCCCACCCUAACACAAGCCCCAAGAAGCCUUCUUAUGCUGUGCCAAUCGUUGCUCCCACCUCUGAGGAGAAAAAUCUGAAAGCUAGUGGCGGGUCAAGUGGCGAACCAUUGCCCAUUGACAAGAAGGUCAAGGAAGUUACCGGACCCUCACCUGCGCCUCAUUCCCCUGAAGAGGCUGCUGCCCCUGAGGUAGUGGAUGCUGCCCCUGUUGCUCCUGCUGCUCCUGCUGCUCCUGCUGCUCCUGCCGCUACUGCCGCUCCUGCUGCAGGUGUUGUUGCACCUAAUGUCGAGGUUAUUGUGGAAGGAGCGGCUGCUCUUGCCGUAAACGCCAAUGGUAGUCCCGACUUGUGUGACUCCGGAAACGAGGAUGACGUGAGCUUCUCUGAUGACCAAGAUGUGGAAGCUCUCGAAAACGAGAGAUCCCGCUGAGAUCGCCCCCUUUGGGAAACUAGUCAUUAAGUGUAUAGUCAAUAUCCCCACUCCAGUUUCAUCCGUCUCCGUUCCUGCUCCUCAAAUCCUUUACAAUGACCCAAUGAUUUCAACCUUUUUCCCUCGCCUCUACUUAAUAAGGUCCUAGACCUCUCCAUACCACCUUUACACGCCCUGCCACCCGUUUUGGGACACUGUAUACAGUCAUUCUUAUUAGUAGGUUAGACUCCACGAAAUCAUUCAUUCAUCCUUGGUGAUGGGAAUAUCUCUAUUUCUGCUUCCCAUACUUUAUGUGAAGUAUCUUCAGAAACCUCUUGGUUAACACCUUGCUUCAGAACUCAUACUGUAAAAGUUUCAUGAUGGAAAUUUCCAAAAAACAGCCACGAGCCACACCCCUUGACCCCAAGUUCAAAAUUGUCCAUGAAAUUCUUGAUCGGUAAAAGAGCAACUUGUUAUUCUGUGAAAAGAACUCUAUUUAAGAUAUUUAAGAUACAUUAAAUAUUUAUGCAUACUCUCAAGCACAUUUGUUACCGAUAUAUUUGGAAAUUUCCCUAAAAUACAAACUCAUUUUCCGGA